CCGGAACGCUCCGCGCGCGCCCCGUGAGAGGCGGGGCUGCUUGGGCGCGCAGCCGGGGAGCCGUGGGCGCUGUGCACUCCCGGCUUCGACGUCUUCGGCGGCGGAGUCUCCGCGGGAGGCGGGUGUCCCUGACUCUGAUAAUUUUAGACUUAAAGAAGAGUUUCAAAAAUAAUACAAACAACUCAGCGAUCCCUGUAUAUUUUUCCUGCAGAUUCACCAAAUGAACCCGUGGAUAUAAAGGAGUAAAGAUGAAUCAGAAAUGCACCAAAUAUUUGCAAGGACUUAAACCCAGUUAUGAAGAUUUCAAUCUAUGAUUAUAUUAAGCUAAACAUUUACCGUUUUGGAGUUUAAAGUAUGACAUCAUGGCAAAGUUUCGAAGAAGGACUUGCAUCAUUUUGUCACUUUUUAUUCUGUUUAUUUUCUCUCUAAUGAUGGGUUUAAAAAUGCUGAGACCAAAUAAAGCUGCUUUUGGAGAUCCUUUUGGACUCGACCUUCUUCCAGAAAUUCGGCAACAAACUCCGCAUUUGGUGAAAACUGCUGAUUCCCAAAAGAGUGACAAAAUCAACAGUGAAACUAACGUCAAGAAUUUAAAAAGUGUUGAAAUCACUGUGAAACCUUCCAAAGCCUCUGAACCUUACUUGGAAGAAAUGCCACCUCUGAAUUAUUAUUUACAUGCAUUUUAUUACAGUUGGUAUGGAAAUCCACAAUUUGAUGGUAAAUAUAUACAUUGGGACCAUCCAGUUCUCUCGCAUUGGGACCUUAGGAUAUCCAAGAAAUAUCCCCAAGGGAAACACAAUCCCCCAGAUGACAUUGGCUCCAGCUUUUACCCUGAGUUGGGAAGUUACAGCUCUCGGGAUCCUGCUGUCAUUGAAACUCACAUGAAACAAAUGUACUCAGCUUCAAUUGGUGUACUAGCCCUAUCUUGGUACCCACCUGACUCAAAUGAUGAGAAUGGAGAACCUACUGAUAACUUGGUACCAACUAUCUUGGAUAAAGCUCAUAAAUAUAAUCUGAAGGUCACUUUUCACAUUGAACCAUAUAAGAAUCGAGAUGAUAAAAACAUGUACCAAAAUGUCAAAUACAUUAUAGACAAAUAUGGAAAUCAUCCUGCCUUUUACAGGUACAAGACUAAGAACGGCAAUGCUCUUCCAAUGUUUUAUGUCUAUGAUUCCUAUAUCACAACAGCUGAAAAAUGGGCCAACCUGUUAACCAGCUCAGGGUCUCAGAGCAUUCGCAACUCUCCUUACGAUGCAUUGUUUAUCGCACUUCUAGUAGAAAAAAAACAUAGAUAUGAAAUUCUUCGAGGUGGAUUUGAUGGAAUAUACACAUAUUUUGCCACAAAUGGCUUCACUUAUGGCUCAUCCUAUGAGAAUUGGGCUAAGAUAAAGCUUUUUUGUGAUCAGUUCGACUUAAUGUUCAUCCCAAGCGUGGGCCCGGGGUACAUAGACACCAGCAUCCGUCCGUGGAACGCUCAAAACACUCGCAACCGAGUCAAUGGGAAAUAUUACGAGACUGCUCUGAGUGCUGCACUCCAAGCCCACCCCAGUAUAAUUUCCAUCACCUCUUUUAAUGAGUGGCAUGAAGGAACUCAGAUUGAAAAAGCUAUUCCCAAAAGAACCAGUAACACCGUGUAUCUGGAUUACCGGCCUCAUAAACCAAGUCUUUAUCUAGAGCUAACUCGCAAGUGGUCUGAAAAAUACAGUAAGCAAAAAGCAACUUAUGUAUUAGAUCACCAGCUACCUGUUUCUUAAUGUGUUGAUUAAAGUUUAAAAAUUAUAGAAAUCACCUAAUUUCAAUACAUUCCUUUUGUUUUGAGUUAUGGAAAGAAAACUGUCAAAAUCAGUAUGUACUGUUACUGUUAUCUCUAAUGAAAGUAAUUUGUACAUUUUUAAAGGAAGUAAUAUUAUCAUCGCCACCUUUCAUGAUGUUGCACUGAGAGAAAAGUCAUGCAAAUAGCAUUCCUUGUGGCAUAAUUUGCUGAAUUUCAGACUGGAAUUGAAAUCCAGCUUUAUAGUUAUUUUUAUUUCACAAUAGGUAAUUGCUUGUGUUACAUAGAGUAGUUAGUACACAGUUAUAUCUUACUUGUAUUCUGGGCCCAAAGAAAUAGGACUGUGUAUAUAUUUGAUAUGUCUGUUGAAGAAGAAAGACCUAAAAGAUAGUGUAUAUGGUUGGUUUUUCUUUUUUUUAAAUGAUUCAAUCAACUUUGUCAUAUUGGCAUUCAGAAUCCAGAUAACUCCAAUAAUAAUUCUUCCAAAAAAAUCAUAUACCUUGAGCCUUACUGUGAACCAUAUUGUGUUAGGAAGGUCUGCUUUCUACAGCACAAUAUGAUCAUCAUUUGCAGAUUUGGGGUUUCCUAGAGCUUGCUAGGUGUUUUGAGUGUCUAAUGUUUCUACUUUAUAAUGCUGAAUUUCAGACUUGAGAAGUAAGGAAAAUCUUUUCAUAAAGGUUAAGGAUUGCUUCUCAGUUAUUAAAAAAAACAGCUGCUUCACAAUUAUUAUGGAAAUACAGUGGCUCAAAUGUUAUUUUUCAGAUACUUUGUCAAUGUUUAACUUGUUAUUUUAUUAUUCAUAUUUUUAAAUUUAAUGUUACUCAGCAUCCAACUGUUAGAUAAGAAAAAGUUGAUACUACCAUUGGAUUGUCUUAAGAUUUUUAAGCUAUUUUUACUAAAACUAAUAAGGAAAAUUUACUUAGCAUUUACGAUUUUAAGGACAUGGAAAUGAAAAUUCAUUACUAAGUUUGACUUAGGUGGAACACAAUGAUGGAAAUAUUUUAUUAAAAGACUUUAAAUUAUUGUAUAUAAUAAUAUCCCCAUCUAAAAACAUUAUACUUUUAUGUUACUAACAGGUUAAAGACCUGUUACUGACAGGUUAAAGAUCAAUUGUCAUAUUGUGACAAAUUAAUCAUCUGUAAAAAUGAAUCUUUUUACUUUAAAAACUAGAGAAUAAAAGACACUAUUAUUAUAGUUAAUAUUAUGACUGGAACUAUAGUUUAAAAAUCUAAUAUAUAUGCUAUUACAUGAAUUUUUUUGGAUACUUUAUUGUAAGCAGUAGGGAAGUGCUAAACAGAAAUACAUAUAAAUAUUCAGAAUAUAAGGACAUUCAUUUAGAAACAAAUUAGUGAAAUUUAUCAUAAAAUAACUCAGUAGAUAAUGAAAUUUAUUUUUAAGCAGUACUUUUGAAGUAAACUAUCAUGUCUUGAAAAGAGACAUGAUUAAUGUUAAACUUAUUUACAGCUGAGAAUUUGCCAUUUCUCAGAAUAUUCAGACCGUGGGAAAUCAGCACAAUAGUAAUUCACCUUCUAGAGGAAAUUACAAGAAUAAGUCUCUAUAAUGUUAUAACUAAGCAUCUUCAUAGGAACACUCAUACAGAUAUAACCUGUGGAUUUUUCUUUUUCUUACAUCCAGUUAGCCACUACAUGUUAUCUUAGGGAUAAACUCUAAAUAUGUCAUACCUAAUAAUAUUUAUAACAUACCAUAUUUUAUUAAAGUUUAGUUAGAUAUCUACUACACAGGAAUUUUUGUCAUUGCUUAUACUAUAUGUUUGAACCCAUAAUGACAGACAAUUCUAUGAAACAGUUCUGAGAUUAAGAGAAAGUGUAUAAAAACAAGGUCAGCAAAUCCUCAACAUGGACACCACCAUUUCUCUCCUGCUCCCAUUGCAGACAUAGAUCAUCUAGGACCACAGGUUUUCCCUCUGAGCUUUGUGCUAUCACCCCAACCAGCCACUAACAGUCAGUCAGAUUUCAAAGUAAGACAAAAUAGAUUCUGUCUUCAUUGCAGAAAGUUAAUUCUCAAGGGAAGAAUGUUUGGACUCAAAUGACAGUUUGCUAAUUUAUAAUUAUUUUGAAUGUCAUAUUUCUUUUCUCCUGCUUUUAAAAAACAGUUAUUAGAAGGAAUUAUCUCUAAUAAUUUUGUUAUUCUUAGGGAAGAAUGCUUUCAAAAUCUUCCUCAGGUAUUCAUUACAGCUGCCUUUACCAUUUGACUUAUAACAAGUUUAGAUUGUGUAAUCACAAGUAAGAAAUCAAUUCUUUGCUUUUAUUUAAUUCAAAAAACUAAAGUAACCAUUAAAAGAAAAUGUAAUAUAUGCAAUGCAUGAAUCAAAAUGAAUUAUUUUAUGGUUUAAUCAGUUUGUUUUCACUGUAUAGAAACCAAAUCUUUUACUGCUCCCUUUAAGGACUGAUACUGUCAAAAACUGCUGUUAUUAAUGUUGAUCUCAGUUGUAUAUUAACUUUCGUUUUCAGAGUGUAAUUUAAAAAUUACUAUUUUGUUAUAUGACGUAGUUAACUUUCACCUAGUAAAAGCAAACACAGAAUAAAUUGUAUCUUAGAUAAAAAAUCUGUUUCUUUUUAUUUAUGAAAUGUUUAAUUUCUGAUUAACAGUUAAAAAGUAGUAUUCAGGGCUUCCUAGGUGGUGCAGUGGUUAAGAAUCCACCUGCCAAUGCAGGGGACACGGGUUCUAUCCCUGCUCCAGGAAGAUCCCACAUACCGCGGAGCAACUAAACCCGUGUGCCACAACUAUUGAGCCUGUGCUUUAGAGCCCAUGAGCCACAAUGAUUGAGCCCAUGUGCUGCAACUACUGAAGCCCACGCGCCUGGAGCCCGUGCUCGGUAACAAGAGAAGCCAUGGCCAUGAGGAGCCCGCGCACCACGACGAAGAGUAGCCCCCACUCACUGCAACUAAAAAGAAAGCCCGUGCACAGCAAAAAAGACCCAACACAGUCAAUAAAAU
This is a messenger RNA of Hippopotamus amphibius kiboko, 4725 nucleotides long. RefSeq names its product mannosidase endo-alpha (gene MANEA). NCBI's taxonomy places the organism in Eukaryota, Metazoa, Chordata, Mammalia, Artiodactyla, Hippopotamidae. Gene Ontology annotation, molecular function: alpha-mannosidase activity. Bases 363 to 1751 code for a protein of 462 amino acids. The transcript is spliced from 7 exons. The record is from RefSeq and is a predicted model, not a curated record. Gene Ontology annotation, cellular component: Golgi apparatus.